GUACCGAAAUUGUUGGUCUAUCUAGACUUUAAAUAUAUACAUUGUAAAUUUAAGUUUGUACUUGUAUUGUAUAUAUAUUUAACGGCAAUAUGGAGUUCUCUCCGCUUUCGGGAAUAAAAACUCCGCCAUCCGAUGCGAUAAUAUUGGAUCCUGUAGUCCGGGAGAACAUUGUAGAAGUAGCCAGGCCUGAGAUUAAGGAGAGAAUCGUCGAGAUUCCAGAGAUCGAGUAUGUAGAAAAAAUUGUGGAAGUGCCCGAGCCCGUUGUACAGGAGAAUAUAAUUCACAUCGCUAAGCCAAUUCUGUGCGAAAGAAUCAAGAAGUUAGCUAAACCAAUUGUACAGGAAAAGAUUGUAGAAGUGCCUGUGGUUCAAGUGGUAGACAAAGUUGUGGAAGUUCCACAGUAUGUGUACCAAGAAAAAGUCAUUGAAGUACCAAAAGUAAUGAUCCAAGAGAGAAUCGUUACAAUUCCCAGGAAAGUAGUCAAGGAAAAGAUUGUAGAAGUUCCAAAAAUCGAAUACAAGGAGGUGAUUACGGAGAGGAUUAUAGAAGUAGAAGAGGAAGUUCCGGAAAUCGUCAUGAAGGAUGUACAUGUAAAGCAUUACAUAGACAGACCAUACGAAGUAGAGAAGAUAGUGGAGGUUCCACAGAUUCAGCAUGUUUACAAGGAUGUAAUUACUCCACAAUAUCGCAACGUACCAAAACCUGUAGAAGUUCCUGUAACUCAAUACAGAAGGAUACCUGUAGAAAAAGUUAUCGAUAGGAACGUACCGGUACCCGUUGAAUUGGAAGUUGUACAAGAAAUUACAUGUCCCAAAAUUGAAGCGAGAUACAGGGAAAUACCUGUACCAGUUCAUGUUCAAAGAAUUAUUGAUCAUCCUAUACCACAUGAUAUAUUAAAAAAUUCGGAUACAACUGGAAAUUACUGCAAGGAUAUACAGCAAAAUUUACAAAGAAUGCAACAAACAGGCGCAAAACUCACAAGCAAUGUAUACACCCACUCCCGGUUUCAAAAACUAUGAAUUUUU
This is a messenger RNA of Theileria equi strain WA, 1025 nucleotides long. RefSeq lists its product as hypothetical. Lineage: Eukaryota; Apicomplexa; Aconoidasida; Piroplasmida; Theileriidae. Bases 90 to 1019 code for a protein of 309 amino acids. The record is from RefSeq and is a predicted model, not a curated record. The transcript has 4 exons.